AUGGCCCACCAAACUAAGAGAAAGGCGUAUGCCGGGCUGGUGACGGGAGACGGCGAGAGUGGCGCUAAGAUUGCCCACAAGCAGGACGAGCGGCCGCAUACGAGGAAUAGGAGUAUCAGCGAGUACAUCCCGGACCCAAUGAGCAUACCGAAGCGUAUGGUGACGGUGUCUGGCUCGCACGUCAAGCCGGAGGAGGGGAGUUUCGAGGGCAACUUGCGACGAGAGCCGCAUUUAUCAGAAGCGCGGGGUCUUACACCGAUAGAGAAGCCGCCAAGUCCACCGCCAAGCGAGUCGUCUCAGAGCGCAAAGGAUUCUGAGUCUACUGCGCUCAAGGAGAAGAAGCGCCGGCAUGAGUACUUUGAGGCCCGUGGCCGAAAAGACAGAAAGCUGCGCAGGUGGAGGGUUAUCAAGAUGCUCGGUCAGGGCACAUUCAGCCGUGUAAUGCUUGCAACGAGCCAAACGGCUUACCCUGACGAGGAGGACUAUGGACAGCCCGAAAGAAAGAGUCUAGACACUGGCUUAUUGACCCCAGAACCUCAAAUCAACUAUGAUCGACGGAAAUUAGUUGCCGUCAAGGUUUGCGAACAUGGACCUAAGGGUGGCGCUUCAGAAGACAGGAUCGAGAUGAGCCUCAAGCGCGAGCUCGAGAUUAUGAUGAGCAUUCAUCACCCAUCACUCGUCGAUCUGAGGGCAUGGAAUAUUGAGUUGACUCGCGCAAUUCUCGUCCUAAGUUACUGCCCUGGCGGUGAUUUAUUUGACGUAGCAACCGCACACCGGGAGCUACUUGAACCACCCCUCCUACGAAGGAUAUUCUCCGAGCUGGUUGGGGCCGUGGGAUAUCUUCACGAAAGACGGAUUGUCCACCGCGACAUUAAGCUAGAGAACGUCCUUGUAAACCUCUCACCGUCAGAGCUGUCCAACAAGUCAAUAGACUGGCAGACAUAUCCUUAUAGCGUCAUUACGCUUACUGAUCUCGGCCUCUCCCGCAGGGUAGCAGAUGACGAGAAGCUCGAAACCCGCUGUGGCUCUGAUGACUACGCCGCGCCGGAGGUCAUCAUGGGCCAGCCGUACGAUGGCCGAGCAAUAGACGCUUGGUCCCUGGGUGUGCUCCUCUACGCAUUGCUAGAGAGUCGUCUACCCUUCGACCCCAACCCAGGCAUGAGCGACGCCCACCGCAUGCGCAGCCGCACAAGCCAUCGCAUCGCCCGUGUGGAGUGGCGAUGGAUAGAAUACGCCGGAGACGACGGCGACCACGAGGGCGACGUCAAGAAGUUCGAGGAGCGCGGACUGCUUGGCGCGAUGGAGAUCACAGAGGGCCUGCUGAAGCGCGCGAGGAGCCGAUGGCCGCUCAGCAAGGUCGCGGAGAUGGAGUGGGUCAAGAGCGGGAUCCAGGUCGAGGGCGGGAUCAAGUUCAGAGAGGAGGAGGAGGGCGAGGAGGUCUUAUGA
Molecule: messenger RNA, 1446 nt
Organism: Phaeoacremonium minimum UCRPA7
Lineage: Eukaryota; Fungi; Ascomycota; Sordariomycetes; Togniniales; Togniniaceae
Product: putative camk protein kinase protein
Exons: 1
Coding region: 1-1446 (481 amino acids)
Biological process (GO): intracellular signal transduction; protein phosphorylation
Cellular component (GO): cytoplasm
Molecular function (GO): ATP binding; protein serine/threonine kinase activity
Source: RefSeq, a predicted model, not a curated record